Messenger RNA from Alternaria alternata, 606 nucleotides. RefSeq lists its product as hypothetical. The record is from RefSeq and is a predicted model, not a curated record. The transcript has a single exon. Bases 1 to 606 code for a protein of 201 amino acids. NCBI's taxonomy places the organism in Eukaryota, Fungi, Ascomycota, Dothideomycetes, Pleosporales, Pleosporaceae.
AUGCGGCCAUGCGACCGACUCCCCGAGGAAGCCGAUCCGAAUACAAGAUGUGAUCUGGCUACGAAAGCCUUGGGCAAGAGCAACGGAAAGCUCUUGGCCGAUAAAAGGCCUGAAUGGAACGACGAGCUACCAAGGUGGCUCUGGGACCAAGGCGUCGGCCUAUGCACUGCGUUCGCGAUCGCAGCAAACCAGUCGUCGAAGAUCGAGGCGACAUACAAUGAAUACAAGGGCAAACAUAGAAAUGCCACCAAGACCGACAUCGCGAACAACUCUGCGCCCAUGUUCUCCGGACUGCACCGAGCCUGGAGGCUACAAGAGCCCGCGACCCCCGGAUUUGUCCCCAUUUGCUAUAUUGUCUUUGGCGGGGGUAGUCUGCAACAGAAGGAGACUUACCACAAUGUCGUCUCCCAACACUUGAAGACACUCCAAUCAUCUGAAGGAGAGAUGAGAGACCGCGUUGUCUCUCAGGUUCUGGAGAUAUUCGCGCAGGCGCUGCAACUUUGGGAAAACCCGAUGUUGUCAAUUCGUGUAGAACUUCUCGACGAUGGCAAGGUGCUUCGCGCGUGGCCGAGUUCUAGAUAUGAGAUAGACUACGUAACACUGUAA